AUAAAUGCAAAAUUUUGACUAAAUAAUUGAUUGGCUUAAAAACUCGCAACUCGAACACAAUUACAAAAACAUUUCGAAUGAAUUGAAAACCAAUAAUGAUAUGCAUAGGAGUUGGCCACAAAACUCUCGAGAAGCUUCGAUAUGAAGGAGGAGGGAGGCACACUGCUGGGCGACAAAGGUGUACGCAGGCAUCAGUCCAUGCAACGCCUUUCGGCCGAGCAAAAUGGUUCAACGACUGAACAAACACAUGAACACAAUCCAAACGUCGUACCUGAUCAUAGAGGCAACUUACACAUUACUGUUAAGAAAACUAAACCAAUUUUAGGUAUUGCUAUCGAAGGUGGUGCUAACACAAAACAUCCGCUUCCAAGGAUAAUCAAUAUCCAUGAAAACGGUGCAGCAUACGAGGCGGGAGGCCUCGAAGUCGGGCAACUCAUACUGGAGGUGGACGGCAACAAGGUCGAGGGUCUGCAUCAUCAGGAGGUUGCCCGACUGAUAGCCGAAUGUUUUUCGAAUCGCGAAAAGGCCGACAUAACCUUCUUAGUUGUCGAAGCGAAAAAGUCGAAUCUGGAACCGAAACCAACAGCGCUUAUAUUCUUAGAAGCCUAACAUUUGCUUGCCCUGCCGGCUAAU
Molecule: messenger RNA, 633 nt
Organism: Zeugodacus cucurbitae (melon fly)
Lineage: Eukaryota; Metazoa; Arthropoda; Insecta; Diptera; Tephritidae
Product: whirlin-like
Exons: 4
Coding region: 142-609 (155 amino acids)
Cellular component (GO): stereocilium tip; plasma membrane; cilium
Molecular function (GO): protein binding
Source: RefSeq, a predicted model, not a curated record